AGUACUGCAUGCAACAGACCGUUACCGUUCAUUCAGGAGAAGGUAUUGGUCAGGAUGCGCAUGCUACUUAUUCUUCUAGGUUUCGCCUUAACUCAGGCGCAUCAAAUUUGUUACCAUCCAUAUGGUUGCUUCUCGGAUGCCCCUCCGUUUGACUAUCCGUUGGUGCAGUUACCAGAAGAUCCUAAGGUGCUAAACACAAAGUUCUCUUUGUUUACAAGACUCAACAAAGACGAAGGACAGCCACUCGACCCAUUAGACCAUGCUCCAACCAACAACUCCAACUUUGAUGGAACUAAAAAGACAGUGAUAAUUGUACAUGGAUAUAUUGGUAAUUCUGGAGAGUAUUGGGUACAGCCUCUAGUCGAUGCGUUACUUAAACGUGAACAAAUGAAUGUCGUGGUAGUGGACUGGAAGAAAGGAGCCGCCUUUCCUUAUCAUCAAGCUGUUGGUAACGCAAGGAUUAUAGGCGCACAAGUUGCACUGCUUCUUAAAGGCUUGCAAGAACAGACAAGAUUGGAUUUGAUGAACGUUCACUGUAUUGGAUUUAGCAUGGGCGCACAUGUGUGUGGUUUUGUGGGAAGAAAUUUCGCUCGCAGCAACGUAACAAUUGGCCGUAUAUCAGGUUUGGACCCAUCGGCACCAUAUUAUGAAUUUCGUCAUGCUGAUGUACGUCUUGAUAAAACCGAUGCAGAUUUUGUCGACGUUAUUCACACCGACACUAAAACGCUUUUGGUGAAAGGCUUCGGCACUGCGCAGGAGCUUGGACAUUUAGAUUUUUAUCCUAACGGUGGUCAUGAUCAACCGAACUGUCGAAAUCUAGAUAACGGUGUAACACAGUAUCUUACAUGCAGUCACUACCGCGCAAUUGAAUAUUUCACAGAAUCGAUUAAUAUUCAAAACUGUCCUUCAAGAGGUUAUCCAUGUAAAGAUUAUCAGACAUUUGCGAAAGGACUUUGCACUAAAUGUACUACAUGUCCUCGGAUGGGAUACAGUGCGGUUGAAUAUAAGGACAGUGCUACAGGUGUUUACUAUCUCCAAACUGCAGGAAAAAAACCUUUCUGUGCGCACCACUACAACAUAGCCUUUUACACGGAAUCACAAAUCGCUGGUGAUUUAGACGAUGAAGUUGAUGUCAUUAUCACAGGAGAAAAAGCCGUGUCCGAGAAGAUAACCAUACCAAGUCACUAUUAUAAAUCAGGAAGCAUUGACAGUUUUCUAAUUCAUACACGAUUCGAUCUCGGAAAACCAGAGAAGAUAAAAGUCCAACAUGGUGCAUGGUUGGACAUGUGGAAGCUACAAGCCGUAGUGCUUAGACCCAUGUGGAAUGAUAAAGUGUAUACUGGAUGUUACAAGCGAUGGCUUAACACAGCUAAAAAUGAAGUACCACUCAAGACAGGUCAAGCUGCAUAUUGUCCCUAAAUUUUGACAAAGAAAGAUAUAAUGAGUCAGGAAAA
Molecule: messenger RNA, 1454 nt
Organism: Hydractinia symbiolongicarpus
Lineage: Eukaryota; Metazoa; Cnidaria; Hydrozoa; Anthoathecata; Hydractiniidae
Product: pancreatic lipase-related protein 2-like
Exons: 9
Coding region: 55-1419 (454 amino acids)
Biological process (GO): lipid metabolic process
Molecular function (GO): protein binding; triacylglycerol lipase activity
Source: RefSeq, a predicted model, not a curated record